Molecule: messenger RNA, 686 nt
Organism: Astrephomene gubernaculifera
Lineage: Eukaryota; Viridiplantae; Chlorophyta; Chlorophyceae; Chlamydomonadales; Astrephomenaceae
Source: the annotation of a GenBank genome assembly
CGCUGCGGGGGCAGGAGGCGGAGCGGCUGGCGGCGGCGCAGCAGGCCAACAGGGAGGCGGAGGCGGCAAAGUCCGCAGCCACCUCCGCCGCCCAGGCCGUGUCCCGCUGCCGCGGCGACCUGGAGCGGCUGCGCGGGGAGCUGCGGGGGGGCAUGGCGGCGGCGCUGGGUGACCCGCGGGUCGGCGAGGAGGACUACAACAACCGGGUGACGGCGGUGCAAAAGGCCGAGGACAAGCGGCGCUCCCGUCUGGGCAAGGCGCACGCCAUGCAGACGCUGUUCGGCUCCUACCGCGAGAUGGUGGUGGGCGGACACGACUGCCCGCUGUGCAGGAGGGGAUUCAGCGAGGAGGAGCGGAGGGCGUGUGUGGAGUACAUCGACCAGGACAUGAGGGACCUCCCCUCCUCCAUCGCCGACUGCCAGUCCUCGCUGGCGCAGCUGCAGCGGCAGCUGGAUGCGCUGCGGGGCCUGCAGCCCACCUGGGUGCGGCUGGGCGACCUGGCGGGGCGGCUGCCGGGGCUGGAGAGGGAGGCGCAGGCGGCGAGGCAGGCGGAGGAGGAGGCGGCGGAGAGGGCCGAGGCCUCCCAGGCCGACUACGCGGAGGUGCAGGAGCGGGUCCGGGAGCUGGGUCGGCUGCACGCGGAGGUGGUGUGGCCGCUGGACAGGCUGGGGGCGGAGGUGGAGGGG